AUGUUGACAGCGUUGUCCAUUACCACUGACACCUGCUUCACUGGUGGAAUGUGGAAAGAAAAGAACAGUUUAGAAGGCAGCUCUGUUACUCUGUCCUACAGAUAUUCAUCUGCUAAUUAUUUAUUCUGGUACCGACAAUAUCCAGGAAAACCGCCAGAGUUCAUCAUUUCCCACUCUGCAUCAGGAAUAGUAGGAAUCAACAAUAACGUAAUUCCUGGACUGAAGAUUAAAAUGGAGGACAAACAAAUCCAUAUGACCAUCCCCUCAGCUAAGCUGUCUGACUCUGCUGUGUACUACUGUCUUUUGCGUUUGUAUUGGAGCUUUUGCCUUUGUGUUGUGGCUUUUGUGUUUGUGUUGAACCGUCUUGGCCACCGUAGUACCAGCUUGGAAGAACAUUGCUCAUCUGCUCUGUUUGGCUUUAACAACUCCAAAAACAUGUUGCUUUACCUGUUUUUACUUUUCUCUCCCUUUAUAGCCCUAGGUUCCAUGAACAGCAUACAGCCAGAGAGUACUGAAGAACAUGUUGCAGAGGACAGAAACAUCAACCUGACCUGUACAUAUGAGGGUGCUAUCUUCAGUAUCCAGUGGUACCGACAAUACCAGAGAUCCAGACCAGAGUUCCUGCUCUACAUCACAGAGGGAGGAUCAAGUCAGCUAACUAGUUCUGAUUUCUCAGCUCACAUUGACAAGUCAAAGAAACAUGUUAAACUGGAGAUCAUCUCAGCUAAGGUGUCUGACUCUGCUGUGUACUACUGUGCU
Messenger RNA from Perca fluviatilis (European perch), 759 nucleotides. RefSeq lists its product as uncharacterized. The transcript has 5 exons. The annotation marks the transcript as partial. NCBI's taxonomy places the organism in Eukaryota, Metazoa, Chordata, Actinopteri, Perciformes, Percidae. The record is from RefSeq and is a predicted model, not a curated record.